Molecule: messenger RNA, 1590 nt
Organism: Trachymyrmex septentrionalis
Lineage: Eukaryota; Metazoa; Arthropoda; Insecta; Hymenoptera; Formicidae
Product: serum response factor-binding protein 1-like
Exons: 2
Coding region: 198-1409 (403 amino acids)
Biological process (GO): maturation of SSU-rRNA
Cellular component (GO): nucleus; 90S preribosome
Source: RefSeq, a predicted model, not a curated record
AUUUCUACGCAUUUCGCUCUUUGCCCGCUUGGUCGAAAAUUCGAUUAUUUCGUCGACGAUCGCUAUUAAAUUAGAAGAAAAGAAGUUCCACGCACUUCUAUAAAAUUGCUAAAAUCAUAAGAAAAAUAAGAGGACUUAUUUAUGCAUUUGUCCGUACGAUUGUUAAGUGAUUCAUUGUGAAAGAUUCUCAAUCUAAAAUGGCAAAAUCUGAAAUGAAUAAUGAGUUCAUCCUUCUACGACAUGCAGUUCGUCAGGCACGAGUUUGCAUAGUCAAUAAGCUCAUCAAGGAAGCUAAACUCUUACGGGAUAGACAUGGAAACGAAGCACAAAAGGAAAAGUGUACAAGGAAAGCUGACAAGCUGAUUGACGAGGUUUAUGCACUAAAGACAAUUAAAGACGACGAUAUUUCAAAAUUUGGUCUCUUAGAUGAGAGAAGUCUGACUAAAAUAUUACAAGAUCAAUCAUCAAGUAGUAGUGUUCGCAUAAUGGCAAGAGUGACGAAUUAUAAAACUCUAAAUAAAAGACUAACACAGUUUAAGGAGAGAUUCCCAGACUAUAAGCAUUUAACAGAGAAGAAGAAGACUACAAAAUUAAAAAACAAGAAUACUGUGAAAACUAGGAAAGUUAAAGAAAAUAAUUCUCAGAAUAAGAGUUCAAAGAAACAAAAAGUUGUCGCUGACAAAAACGUUGAACAACCCCAACAUGACUCCGAAGAUGAGGAAGCAUGUAAGAAGGAAUUAUCUGAAGUAAGGAGUAAUUCGCGCAAGCGCAAAAAGACAUUGGCUGAAGAUUGUACAUCCUUGAAAAAACAAAAAUCACUAAAACUUGGAAAAGAUAGUACAUCAGAAACUACAUCAGUCACAGAUAAACAACCAAAUGUAAUUAAACCAUCAAGCAUUACAAAAGAAGCAAAGGUGAAGAGGUUCACUGAGCUGUUGGAGGAACAAGAAACUAAUCAAGACGCACAGAUGUCUACCGAAAGCCAAGAUUCCGCAGGUACUGCGACUGAACAAGCAAAGGUGGUUGACGACUUCUUCAUGACGGCGGAUGGUCAAAACUAUCAAGGGAGCAGUGCUUCGACGUCGUACACAAAAUCUCAUAGACAUAAUACACGAGCCAAACUUCUCCAAUUGAAUGAUCGAGUUAAAAAGCAAAAUGUAAAUCACAAAAACGAUACAAACUUAAAUAAAAAACCUCCGGGUAAACAAUCUUUUUCUAUGAAAUCCAAGAAAAUGACACCCAACAAGAUUAAUAACAGGACAAAUAAUAGUAACACAAAUAGAAAUACGAUUGUUAAUAAAAAAGAUGACAAUGUCGAUUUACAUCCUUCUUGGAUGGCUAAGAAAAAAGAGCAGGAAAUCAUGAGUAAAGGAUUUCAAGGCAAAAAGAUUGUAUUUACGGAUGAUUAGUCGAAAUAGUUUACUGUAUGGAACAAGGAAUUUACUUAAUCAAAAACCUUUUGUAAAGUGCUUUUCAAACUUGCGAUACAUUCGUCAUAUUGUUUUAACAAAAAUGUAUACAUAUGUACAUUUAUCUUCAAGUGUAAUACAUUUAUUUAAUGUAAAUAGCGUCAUAUGUUAUGUCUUCUUU